Messenger RNA from Orussus abietinus, 2710 nucleotides. RefSeq lists its product as uncharacterized. The record is from RefSeq and is a predicted model, not a curated record. The transcript has 4 exons. Gene Ontology annotation, molecular function: histone acetyltransferase activity. Gene Ontology annotation, cellular component: transcription factor TFIIIC complex. Bases 395 to 2476 code for a protein of 693 amino acids. Lineage: Eukaryota; Metazoa; Arthropoda; Insecta; Hymenoptera; Orussidae. Gene Ontology annotation, biological process: transcription initiation at RNA polymerase III promoter.
UGCCAUUUAGUGUCCCGCUUUGUUACUAUUUAUUGGGUAUCAAGCAUCAAUAUGGGAACUGGGUUUCUAUGAAGACAUCUGUAUUCUUUUUCUAAGAUUUGAACGAUGCCGUUUUCCCACGUGUCGGUCGUCUUUAACCUGCAAAUACUAUUGUAAACAAUUUGUAAUGUAAGUGCUCAAAUAGAUGCGUAGUGGAAAUAGUUGAUAGUACUUACAAGUUACUGUCCGAAAUUUCCUGCAAACUACGCGUGAGUCAAUAUCCUAACAUUUGAAUUAUUCGAUUUCAAUUUUUCUCUAUAACUUGUCCUGAUGUUUACAUUUGGGUGUAAAUAGAGUAAACAUGUGGUGUGCGUAAUGGAAUGAUUUGAAGAUAUGUCAUGCAAUUUUUGGCACAAUGGAGGUUAAGAGUAUUUACAAUUUACCAAUUACGCCAUUAGUGACGGCUAUGUUUUCUGUAAAAUGGUCGGAAGAUAAUCAAAUAUCUAUAGCAACGGAGAAGGGUAUUUAUAUACUUGAAUUGAAGCCCACACCAUUGUCUACACAGCAAGCAUUUAUAUUCUCCCGUUCUUUUAUCUAUCCCUCUGAAUGGUCACCGAUGAAAGAGUUUUCAUCAUGCAUUAGUUCCACGGUAUGGACUUUAGAUCGUGAGGAACUUUAUCUUCUAUUAAUGGAGGAGUUUAUCACACCUCGACUACCAGAUGCCAAUGAAGCUGUUCCAAGAAUCAUUGAUUUGGCAUGGUCUCCUCAGCGAUUGGCUUCACCUUUGAACUGUCUCCUUGCCAUUAUCACAUCAAUUGGAGCUGUCAAUUUAUGCUAUAAGCCAUCUAGAUUUUUCAAAAAGUGGCCAUCCAUAUGUAACUUGUCGGAGAACUGGUUAAAUGCUAUACAGGAAGAGCUAGAAAUAAAUAAUAUACCUUCCAUGGACAAAAGCUAUCGAUACUCAGCAUUGAUAACAAAUGCUAGACGUUUACAAGCAACUGCAUUGACAUGGAGCAAUUUGUACGAACAUCAAACAUGCUUUGCAUACCUUACUAUUGCAUAUCGCAGUACAGAUAUAGCAAUAUGGAAAAUUCCAAAGAUACAAGAAUUUAGUGAAUCAAUUUCACCGAUUAUAGUUUUCAAGACAAGAAUGAAGCAUGAUGACAAUAUCAAGAUUAAUGUUAUUCGAUGGAUCGACCUUUUAUGCAAUAGAUGUCUUAUAAUUUUAGCAUAUUUUAAUGGUCUAAUCGAAGGUCUCUGUAUAGAUCGAAAUAAGGAUGAUUUUCAGUUGGAAUCCUUAGAAAAAUAUUGCUCUUAUGCAGACCACAUUCCUGUAAGCUUUAUGGAAAUACUAAGUCACAAUGAGAAUGGGGCUAAAGUUUUAGUCUGUAAAAACUGGUUCUUAAUGUUAUUGGAUAUUGACAACAAGGGAGUGUUAUUAGAUCUUCAGUACUUACAACUUGAAGGCUACUGUAUAUCUGGAUUAACAUUAAUCAGUGAGGAUAAAGUUUUAGCUACUACCCAGGAUGGAAAGCUGUUCUAUAUAAGACUGAAGGAAGGGCGCUUAAUCAGUAGAAUGGCAAAACAUAAUUUCCCCAAAGAUCGAAUGCAAUAUUUGGGACUAGCAGCAUCGCCCAAUCGAUGUAUCGUUGUCAAUGUAAGUAGUCCACAUUGCAUGUAUGAUCACUUGGUAGUCCGGGAGCCAACAAAACUUCGAUUCUGCACCCUGGAGGGAACGCUUUGGGAUCCAUUGGAAAUAAUCAGUCGAAGCAAAAUAACUUCUAUAUCGAAUAAAUGGGACUGCCUGGAGCUGCUGCGUUUGAAAGUCAUCAAAUCUGGAGAUCUUGAUUCAGUAAUUCCAAAUCGGUGUCAAGACUCGGAGACGUUAUCGAUAUAUAAGCUGCGAGUGUUAAUGUGGACUUCUAUCAUCACAGAAGCUGUUAAAAUGAAGAGAAGUCAACGUAGCUUAGAGACUAUAACCGACGAUAUUGUAGAAGUGCAACCUUUAGUGACCGUGUUUGCAAUUUCUGAUCACGUUCAGCGUUUAGCUAAAUCUUCAGCUUUGACGGAAAAUGAUCUUUUGUGCAUUAUGUUAGUUAGAAUGUAUUUAGAUGUGUACCUAGCAGGUGAAGAUAAUGAAAGUAAUCCUGUCGCAGAUUGUGCCAGAAAAACAUUAGAAGUAACGUCUCACAUAAGGACACCAGAAGUAGAGCUCUGCGAGAUCUGUGGGGAUGUUAUAACAGAACUUCACUGGUAUCUUGUUACAUGUUCUUCGGGACACAGAUUCCCUAGGUGCGCUUUAACAUUUCUCCAUGUAUCAUCCCUAAGAUACAGGUCGUGUCCAAUAUGUCUCAGGGUCUUACAUCCAUGUCUUGAUAGAUGGUAUGAAUGUCCUAGGUGUCCUUUUUGUGAAGUUCCUGCAUUAUAUGAUGAUCGUAUUGUUUGCGAUAAUGAUCUUGUUCAUCAGGAACCUUCGAUGCAACAGGGUUGCAGAUGAAGUAAUUCCUGUUAAAAAGCAUUGUAGAAAUGAACUGAAAAUAGACAAGUCUAUUAAGGUCAAGUGAAUCCCUCAUAUCAGUCGGCUUGAAUAUGACUUCUUUUUAAGGGUAUUGGAUCGAACUGUCUAAGGCCCGUAUUCAUAGUCCGGACUUAAAAUGCAGUUCAACUGCGAUUUGCGUGAACCUUGCUCAAGCCACAAAUCGUAGUUCAAACGACUCCUAUAUUCAUGGGC